AUGCCGACAAACAUUGAUGAUCUAGAGCUCGACGAGCCUCCCACCGUCGAGCCCUAUGAGGUUCUCGGUGUUGAAAAAACUGCCACCCAAGACCAGAUCAAGACUGCUUACCGCAAGGCCGCUCUCAAGUGGCAUCCUGAUAAGGCGAAACCCGAAGACAAGGAUGCCGCCCAUACAAAAUUCCAAGAAAUCGCCCUCGCCUAUGCCGUCCUCAGUGACGAACGCCGCCGCACUCGCUACGACAACACCGGCCGCACCGACGAGUCUCUCGACAUAGACGACGAUAUUUUCAACUGGAACGACUUCUAUCGCGCCCAAUUCGCAAAUGCCGUCACUGAAGACACCAUCGUCUCCUUCACAAAGGACUACAAGGGCAGUGACGAAGAACGCGAUGCCUUGCUCUCCGCCUACACAAAGUACAAGGGAGACAUGAACAAGAUCUACCAACAAAUCAUGGUCAGCAAUCCUGCUGUUGACGAGGACCGUUUCCGAAACAUCAUCAACGAGGCCAUUGAGAAAGAAGAGGUUGCUGCCCAUCCCAAGUUUACUCGAGAAUCCCAGAAAAGCAUUGAUCGUCGCAUCGCAAAAGCAAACGAAGAAGCUGAAGAAGCAGAGGAACACGGCAAGAAGACUGCAAGCAAGAAAAAAGCCAACGCCAAGGGAGGAGACUCAGAUCUAUCAUCUCUCGCUGCCAUGAUCCAACAACGCAACAAAGCCAGGAGCGAAGAUUUCCUCGACAAUCUGGCUGAGAAGUACGGUGCAGCUCCCAAGAAAAAGGGCAAGAAGAGAGCUCAAUCACCAGAUGAACCUCCCGAGGAAGCUUUUGAGAGGACCGCAAAGAGAAAGAUCAAGAAAUCUAAGGCAUAG
Aureobasidium melanogenum CBS 110374 is the source of this 867-nucleotide messenger RNA. Its product is annotated as DnaJ-domain-containing protein. Gene Ontology annotation, cellular component: nucleus; cytoplasm. The coding region runs from base 1 to 867 and encodes 288 amino acids. Gene Ontology annotation, molecular function: heat shock protein binding. The record is from RefSeq and is a predicted model, not a curated record. The transcript has 2 exons. NCBI's taxonomy places the organism in Eukaryota, Fungi, Ascomycota, Dothideomycetes, Dothideales, Saccotheciaceae.